Messenger RNA from Vanessa atalanta (red admiral), 924 nucleotides. RefSeq names its product carboxypeptidase B-like. Gene Ontology annotation, molecular function: metallocarboxypeptidase activity; zinc ion binding. The coding region runs from base 1 to 924 and encodes 307 amino acids. NCBI's taxonomy places the organism in Eukaryota, Metazoa, Arthropoda, Insecta, Lepidoptera, Nymphalidae. The transcript is spliced from 3 exons. Gene Ontology annotation, biological process: proteolysis. The record is from RefSeq and is a predicted model, not a curated record.
AUGCUACCUACCCAGACGGGCUACCAAAUAAUAAGUUACUUGAAGUCGAUUGAAGAUGCUUAUUCGAAUUCAAAUGAAAUUUCGAUAGAAUUGGUUGAAGCUGGUAGAACAGAUGAAGAUCGACCUUUGGUUUAUUUAACAGUUACUGCUAAAUCUUCCCUGAAAACCCAAAAACCUUUAGUAAUCAUUGAAGCUGGAAUAAAUCCCAGAGAGUGGAUCACAGUACCAUCAGCUAUAAACAUCAUCGACAAAAUAGUCCAAGAAGAUCAGAAGAAUUUUUUGCAAAAUUUACAAUGGAUUAUAAUUCCUGUACUAAAUCCUGAUGGAUAUGAAUACACUCAUACAAAUCUUCGUCUGUGGACAAAAUCAAGAAGCACAAGAAGCUCCCUCGGUCCAAUCUGUCCAGGCGUCAACAUCAAUCGUAACUUUGACAUUGACUGGCUUUUCUCAGACACCAGCUCCAGUCCGUGUAGUCAUUUAUAUGGUGGUGUGGAAGCAUUUUCUGAACCUGAAACAAAAAUGAUUAAGAAUUUAAUUGAAAAAUAUGGAAGGACUAUACAAUUGUACAUAUCGCUACAGAAUAAUGGACGUUUUAUUUCGUAUCCUUGGCAAUACGAAAGAGCUGCAAGUGGCAUGUUUCGUCAACAUCAUUUACUCGGUCUAGAAAUGACAUCUGCAAUGGGUGAUGAUUAUGUACUUGAUGUUGGUUCUGUAGCACUUGGUGAUAGAGCUUCUGGUACCAGUACAGAUUAUGCGAUGGAUAAUGGAGUUUUGUAUACGUUUAACAUCAAUAUUGAAAAGGAAGGUGUAAGCGGUGUGAUCAUACCAGGUAACGAAAUUAAACCAAUUGCUGAAAAUGUAUGGAAUGCAGUAGCUAUCGCAGCCAAAAGUAUUAUGAAACGUAACGCGAAUACAAAAAGUUAA